UAUUUACGCGUCACCACAGAGCGGCAGAGCUGUGGUGUGAGUCAGUCGUGGUAAGAACCUGUUCUUCUUCUGCCGCCUGAGGCAGACAGUCAAGCGUGACUAUGUGACACCACCACACAAGGCACCAUUCUGUGUCCCCGACUUGGAGAGUCAUACAGUGUAUUCACCAUGAGGAGAACGUAUCUCAGUUGUUUCAUGUUUCUUGUGUUCCUUGUCCAACUCCCAGAGAACGCAGCCGGCGCCAAGUGCUAUGCAUGCAGCUACAUUUUUGCCGGCCACGACGGGGUCUUCGGCUACAGCUGCGUGAACGACACGAGCAACUUCGAAAGCACCUCUCAGAUUGAGUGUGAGCUGCCACGGAAAUGUAUCAUCAAGGCUGUUUAUGAUAGAAACGUCCAGCGCCUGUUAUCAAUGGACAAGGGGUGCCAGGUCCCACAAGGGGAGACAGGGUGUGACGCGCCGGACGGCAUCAGACCAGUCUGCUAUUAUAACUGUGACACUGACCUAUGUAACUUCUUCGACGGAAACCUCGCCUUUGUAAACAUGCCUCUACCGGGGAAAGCAGCCCCGACAUCGUCGUCAGGUCUCUACGACACUUUGAUGAUGGCUGUGCUGGCAGCAUACACAUCCGUAUAGCCUCAAGGUCAUCCGUCACCACCCGUCACCAUCAUCGCUAACCAGAAUCAACUGAAUGGAUAGAUGCUUCUCUAUAGAAGUUAAAGAACAUUCGAUUCUUUUAUAUUAAUAUGGUUAAAUUGUCAUGACAUGACUGAUUAGCUACAGUAACAUGAAGGAAUCGGUGUUCUUUAACUUCUUUAGAGUAGGAUAUAUUGAAACAUCUUUAAGGGGUAACACGUGACGAGCUGAACAGUUCACGUUACUAGACACUCAAUGCACCAGUACUGAUACUUCCGGUCAACAAUGAUCAACUUACUCUGGUGCUGAUUCAUGCACAUUAUGGAUAUUAUAGUCGACGCUACUUACGUCACACACAUCUGGAGACAAGGAGACAAUUAUAACACUGUAUAGUAACUGACGCUUGUUCAAUGUUGUAACAGGGUGGGGGAACAGCACGAUUAGGGGAACAGCACGUGUAGGGGAACAGCGAGUGUAGGGGAACAGCACGUGUAGGGGAACAGCGAGUGUAGGGGAACAGCGCGAGUAGGGGAACAGCGCGUGUAGGGGAACAGCACGUGUAGGGGACAGCGCGUGUAGGGGAACAGCGAGUGUAGGGGAACAGCGCGAGUAGGGGAACAGCGCGUGUAGGGGAACAGCACGUGUAGGGGAACAGCACGAUUAGGGGAACAGCACGUGUAGGUGAACAGCGCGUGUAGGGGAACAGCACUUGUAGGGGAACAGCGCGUGUAGGGGAACAGCGCGAGUAGGGGAACAGCACGAAUAGGGGAACAGCGCGUGUAGGGUAACAACACGUGUAGGGGAACAGCACGUGUAGGGGAACAGCGCGUGUAGGGGAACAGAACGUGUAGGGGAACAGCGCGUGUAGGGGAACAGCGCGAGUAGGGGAACAGCACGAAUAGGGGAACAACGCGUGUAGGGUAACAGCACGUGUAGGGGAACAGCACGUGUAGAGGAACAGCGCGAGUAGGGGAACAGCGCGUGUAGGGGAACAGCACGUGUAGGGGAACAGCACGAUUAGGGGAACAGCGCGUGUAGGGGAACAGCGCGAGUAGGGUAACAGCACGUGUAGGGGAACAGCGCGUGUAGGGGAACAGCACGUGUAGGGGAACAGCACGUGUAGGGGAACAGUACGUGUAGGGGAACAGCGCGAGUAGGGGAACAGCACGUGUAGGGGAACAGCGCGUCUAGGGGAACAGCACGUGUAGGGGAACAGCACGUGUAGGGGAACAGCACGAUUAGGGGAACAGCGCGAGUAGGGUAACAGCGCGAGUAGGGGAUCAGCACGUGUAGGAGAACAGCACGAGUAGGGGAGUCACGAGUCACCUUAUAUCGGGAUAUAUCGAGGCCGUUCAGGUUAAGUCAACUACAGCGGCUUUAUACUUGACAUAGUUACAUUCCUAAUUACUGUUUAUCCAGUGUAAGACAUUAUAUUGCCAUGGAUUCUGUCAACUGGUAAUGUGAAACAUCCGUUGUGAAUUAACACAGGAAGCAUAGACGCGUAGAUUCAGAUUACAUUUUAAAUAACGAUCUCGUUGAACAUAUAAAACUGGGGCAUUGACAGCUGCAUGUGCAGCGGAACCCCGUUAAACCGCACGAUAACGUCGUCCGGAUGAGUACAGAUUGCUAUUAGGAUAUGUAGAAGAUGUGGAAGGUGUCUGGAUUAACGAGAUUACCAUUCAAACGGCAUGUCAGCAGCGGACGUGGUAUGAUGUGAAAACAGUGUGACAGUCUCACGGCAUGUCAGCAGCGGACGUGGUAUGACGUGAAGACAGUGUGACAGUCUCACGGCAUGUCAGCAGCGGACGUGGUAUGAUGUGAAAACAGUGUGACAGUCUCACGGCAUGUCAGCAGCGGACGUGGUAUGAUGUGAAAACAGUGUGACAGUCUCACGGCAUGUCAGCAGCGGACGUGGUAUGAUGUGAAAACAGUGUGACAGUCUCACGGCAUGUCAGCAGCGGACGUGGUGUGAUGUGAAGACAGUUUGACAGUCUCACGGCAUGUCUACACAACGGACCCGGUAUGAUGUGAAGACAGUGUGACAGUAUCAGUACCUGCCCGUGUACCUGUGCAGGUAAACACUGACUGCACCACUUACUGCAUAAUACGGACACUUCUUGUAUAAAACUGUUUUUUUGUUUGAAUA
Haliotis rufescens (red abalone) is the source of this 2782-nucleotide messenger RNA. RefSeq lists its product as uncharacterized. Lineage: Eukaryota; Metazoa; Mollusca; Gastropoda; Lepetellida; Haliotidae. The transcript has 3 exons. The record is from RefSeq and is a predicted model, not a curated record. The coding region runs from base 169 to 636 and encodes 155 amino acids.